ACCUUUGCCACCGCUGAACUCUAGCGUAUCCGCAAGGACGGUUUCUACGGCGGCGUGGAUCAUCGAGCCGCCGCCUCACAAGACCCUCGCCCUCCUGCGGCGUCCGUCCUCUGGCUGCCCUUCCAUCUGUGCGCCUCCUGCCGCAGCAGUCCACAGCUUCCCUACACCUCCUCCUACCGUCAUCUCCUCCUGACGCGGAUCGUGGAGCCGCCGCCUCACCAGCCCUUCUUGCGACGGCCGUCCUCGCCGCCCCUCCGACCGUGGGCAGUCCAUACUGCUUCCCUGCACCAGCCCAGAGGAGCCCUUCUCUACUCGUACUGCAGUGGCCUCCCCAUCGUUGUCCACCUGUGCCCUGUAGUUGAGAAGGCUGUAGUGUGUUAUCAAAGGGAGUGCAUCCUCUGAUCCUAAAAAGGCAGUGGCAAAACAGUACAGAAACGGCAAGGCCGUGGAAGAAACAAAUGUAAGAAGGUUGCAAAACUCAAGGCAGGCGAGAAAAUUAAAGUAGUGUUCUACAACAAUCGGGCUUUAUCUAAAACAUUCCCAAGGCAGUUGGGUAGAAUAGUCCGUGAUUCUAACAUUACUCCAAUUAGAGUGAAGAAAUGGACUGAUAUAAGUCCAGCAGCUCAAAAACAUAUUUUUGAUGCAAUUAAGGACAAGUUUGAAAAUGCAAAUCCGGAUAUUGAAAUUGAUGUAUACAAAGCUGAGAUCAUGGAGCACGCUAGAGAUCUAUGGAAUAAUUGGCGUGGAGACUUGAAUCGGCAAUUUGUUAAGCCAGCAAGGAAUAUGCAGCAAGCUAUUAAGAAUUGCCCUAAAGGGAUUAAACAACCUGAUUGGGAGUGGCUUGUCAAGGAACAUUUCUACAGCAAGGAUUUCAUAGAUAGGAGCAAGAGAAACUCCAAAAAUAGAUCCAACUUGAAAAUUCUUCAUCACAGUGGUAGCAAACCAUACAGACAGAUCAUAUGGGACAAUGGUGGCAAGGAAAACAAUCCUCCAACUUUGGAUAAAUUAUUUUCUCUCACUCAUAUGAAGGAUGGCACCUUUGUGGAUUCUGAAACCUCUACCAAGCACGCAGAGAUUGAGGUGGAAAGGCUAUUGAACCCUACCCUUUCUAACGUGGAACUUAUGGACAAGUGCUUUGAAUCUAAUAGGCGUGACCAUGUUGUUGGUUAUGGUGGUGGAAUAAGAGCAAGAGACAUACGGAGUCCGACUGUUACCAAAGCUGAACUAAUAGAAAAACUUACACAGUCUGAACAGGAAAAGAAAGAACUUCAAGAAGAUAAUCAAACACUUCACGAGGAAAAUCGGAUGAUUACUAGUCGUGUUAGCCGAAUGGAAGAAGAAUGAGCAGAAUUAAAGAGCAAUAUGAGUGCUAGUUUAACUCGUGGAUAAAGAGUGAUUAUUUGGAGCAAGAUGAAGAGCAUCGUUUCUAGCAUGAUCUCACAGUUGUUCAUCAGAAGGCAUUUGAUGGGUGGAUCCCUUCAAGCAUAGCUUAGUACUACCUUAUGUUAGCCACUAUUAGUUUCAUGAUUUCAAUUGUGUUUUUUCCUUGGUCACAUGAACUAUCCAGGACCAUUGUGAAGUUGAAUUUGUGAAAUGUUGAAAAUUAAUUCAUUUAU
Sorghum bicolor (sorghum) is the source of this 1616-nucleotide messenger RNA. RefSeq lists its product as uncharacterized. Lineage: Eukaryota; Viridiplantae; Streptophyta; Magnoliopsida; Poales; Poaceae. The record is from RefSeq and is a predicted model, not a curated record. The transcript has 8 exons. The coding region runs from base 709 to 1344 and encodes 211 amino acids.